GCUUAGCCCCCGAAUUCGCAAUGAAUCGCGCCUGCAGACUAUGGCCUCUGCCAUGGAGAGCAUGCGCCAACCUGGGGUUUAGGACGUUGAACUCGGCGUCCUCCUAUUCGGCCUUUUCUUUCCGAGCUUCGCCCACCUUCACGGCGUCGUCGAGGUUACCUGGCACAGUCGAGGUCUCGAAGCAGCGAUUUGAGGAGCUCUUGGAAUCAGAGAUGGUGCAUUUUGCACGGGCCAUGAAGCCACAUCCUAUGACGCUCCAGCAGAUCCUUCACUUGCGGGAUCCUACAGAACUUCGCGAGUUUCUUUUGGAGGAGCUACCAAUACGGUACGCUCGGCGGGUGCAGCUGAUUGAGUCGCUGCCCGGCUGGAACAGCUUCGGCUCUAUGCGAAUGAUUCGCUCCUUGUAUUUUGACGCGUUUCGUAGACUUCGAGCACUGACCCAAGAGGACAAGGACAGCUUCCGGAGCGAGCUGCAAGCCAUCAAGCGCAGGAAUGGGAACAUGCUCUUUCACGUGGUGAGGGGUGCCCGCGCCAUGCGGACCAACACGACCCUCGCAGAUGAGCAGGUGAAUCGAUUUUUGGACGAGUUUUUGACGGCUCGGAUUGGCACUGACAUCCUUUCGUCACAGUAUUUGGCCAUCACAAGGCCAGAUACACCAACAUCCGUGGUGAAUCCAGAAUGUGAUCCCGUGGGUGUUGUACGUUCGGCUGCCCGAGAUGCAGCGACUCUUUGCAGGCACCACUAUGGCUGGAGUCCACCCAUCGAUAUUGUGGACGUCGGCCAGGUUCGAUUUCCGUUUAUUUCCCAGUACUUGAACUACAUAAUGUUUGAGUUGCUGAAGAAUUCUCUGCGGGCGAUGGUGGAGAAGUUUGGGUCUCGGCCAGAAGCAGAAGCGUAUCCAAUUCGUGUGGUCAUUUGUGGGGAUGACGACACCGUGGUGCUACGCGUGUCUGACUCUGGAGGGGGUAUUCCGUUGGACGACAUGGAACAGGUGUGGUCUUACAUGUACACGACGGCAAGACCAGCAUGCGAGGAGGCUUCGAAUGGGGAAAUGAGCCCAAACGAAGAUGACGACUCUGAUGAUGACGGAGUUGCGCCGCUUGCUGGCUUUGGCUGCGGUUUGCCGCUAAGCAGGAACUACGCGUGCUACGUUGGUGGCUGGCUGGAGCUCAAUUCCAUUCCCGAGUUUGGUACAGAUACGUACUUAUACUUGAACCGAGCUGGGAACGCCCAGGAGGAAUUGAGGACCGACCUAGAUGCAGCUUUGCCGAUCCGUGGCUCGCUGCUGAACGGAGCCUACUACAGCAGCGCAAGUAGCGUGUCACCCAAUUUGUGAUGCGC
Messenger RNA from Effrenium voratum, 1342 nucleotides. Lineage: Eukaryota; Dinophyceae; Suessiales; Symbiodiniaceae. The record is from the annotation of a GenBank genome assembly.